Messenger RNA from Cololabis saira (Pacific saury), 2803 nucleotides. RefSeq names its product fibronectin type III domain containing 4a (gene fndc4a). The record is from RefSeq and is a predicted model, not a curated record. The coding region runs from base 605 to 1267 and encodes 220 amino acids. The transcript is spliced from 6 exons. Lineage: Eukaryota; Metazoa; Chordata; Actinopteri; Beloniformes; Belonidae. Gene Ontology annotation, molecular function: protein binding.
GCUGCUGUGUGAGUGGAGGCUGGAGCUCAGGUAUCGAUGCUGCUGUCUGACUGCACGCGGAUGAUUAAUCAAUGUGUGCUCGGCGUGCUCCAGCAGCAGGAAAGGCUGCUCGAGGUUCACCGCAGGACCUGAGUGAAUAAACACAUUCAGGUCCGAGCCGUGGACGGAGAAUUAGGCGCUGUCCGCGGUCCUCAAUCCCCCCCCGAGGCGUCUCGUUAAUCCGGGAGGACACCGACGACCAUUUUCCUCCACAACCUGUUCGCACCUGUGAUCACCGAUGAUUGAUGAGUCAAGCUGUGAUGGAGGUCCUGAGUGUCAGCCGCCACAUUUAGUCGGACCGCUUCAGUUUUCAUGAAAGAAUGGAUGAAGGACUCGUGAAAUUAAAAGGCUGACUGAAAGUCGAUGAGACAAAAAUGUUUCUGAAGACCUCGUUUGUUACAUUCUUUCACAGGUUAUCUUUUUAUUGACCAGCUCAAGCCAGAUUCGGCCACAAACUGUCCAUACAGAGAAAUUCCAGCACGUUUCUUUUCUUUUUUUCCACCUUAAAAUGGACUGCUGUAAUUUAGUUACCAUUCAAGGAUAGGUGAUUUGCAUUUCCCUAACCAUGGCUCGUCUGCUUGUUUUGCUCAACUCCGUGGUCCUGUUGCUUUUUGGCAGCGACGUGUUCUUUGUAGGAGCAAACCGGCCACCAGCUCCUGUCAACGUGUCUGUCAUGCAUCUGCGAGCCGACUCGGCAACUGUAUCCUGGGAGGUUCCAGAGGGGGACAUAAUAAUUGGCUUCUCCAUCUCCCAACAGAGGCAGGAUGGACACAUGCAGCGAUUCAUUCGGGAGGUCAACACCACCAGCCGUUCUUGUGUUCUUUGGGACCUGGAGGAAGAGACUGAUUAUAUCAUCCAGGUCCAGUCCAUCAGCCUGUACGGGGAAAGCCAAGCCAGCAAGAAAGUCCAUUUUCGCACCCUGAAGAAGUCAGACCGCUUCCCUUCCAAUAGCUCCAACCAAGAUGACCCGACGGUGCAAGGCCUGGAUAAGUCUCGACAUCUACAAACGGGAGAGAUGAUCAUAAUUGUGGUGGUCUUAGUCAUGUGGGCAGCCGUUAUUGCCCUCUUCUGUCGGCAGUAUGACAUCAUAAAAGACAACGACUCCAGCAACAGUAAGGAGAAGGUCAAGCCAUCGUCAGAGAGGAGCACGCCGGAGCACCACAGCGGAGGACUGCUGAGGAGCAAGUUUCAUCCUUCUGUGCCAUCAAUCAACAUCAUUGAGGUGUGAGAAGAAGGACAAACGUCAACUCCUCCGUCUUCAACCGUUCAAGCGUCUUUGACUUCUCUAACUGAACAGGGAAAUUUACAGCUGAAAGCAUCAAGAGUGUAUCUUCUGUAAGGGGUAUCGGUAGUUACAGCGUGUUGACAGAAGACAAGCAUGCAUGCACCAAAAAUCUGUGUGGGAAAGAGAAAUACACACAAACCUACACGUGCACACUCCAAAACUGAAAAAAAUGGCCCCAUGAAACUCGACACCCUCAAACGCACUGACUCGUGUUGUGGUCCUUUUAGACAGAACGUGCUUAAAGUCGGCUGAUAAACACGACACAUCCAUUCAGAAAGCUAAAUGGAGGAAGAGUUCAUUUUUUAUUUUCAUUGUUUUACUUUAUAUCUGAGAGGGUAGCACAGUUCUGCAGUUUCAGAGCAUUUGGAACUUGUCCUUUUUUCCCCCCUUUCUUCAGGCAGUGGCAGUGAUAUGUUUUUAUUUAUUUAUCUAAUAAAUCCUGGAACAGCUGCACCUUCUGUUCAAGUCACAUAUCAACUGAAUUGCAGGAGCUCGGUGACAAGCUACUAUGACAUAACAAAGAUAUUCUCGCAGACCGUUCGGUCUUGUCCUCCUGUGUUCAUGUCACGUUCCGUCUGGAAGGACCACUAAAGCUUGAAUAAAACCCUUCUCUGUCCGGGGUGGGGUUGACAGGGCAUGAAUUAAUUACUUUUACCCAUGGUGCAGACAACACCGCUCGUUGUGCCAGGUGCUUGGUAUAUUACUGCAAUACGAAACACACAAUGUAAAACGUAUCAUCUCUGGGAGGCCUGUCUGACUGUAUAUACGCAAUGUAUUUUUGAUAUUGGCAUGUGCAGUUAGAUACUACAUCUAGACAAGUUUAAAUAGUGUUAUAGACUGCCUGAGCAUAACUGUAUCAUACCCUCUGAUUGCUGUGAGAUGGUAGCCUAUAAUGACCAUAAGGACCAUUUGUAAGAACUACAGUCAGCACUUAUUUUUGUCCUAUUGUUCAAAAUGAAAUUCCAUUUGCAUCUUUUUCAUAUUUCAUGAAUAACAGAUUUCGUUUAUUUGCUAAAUAAAGUUGCAUGCAGGGUAGUAUAACUUUGAUGUGCAUUUUAAAAACAAAGUUGCAAUACCACGAAGCUCUGAAACUUCUUUCAUCUGAUUUUUAGAAAAGGACACAGCCUUUUAUCAUCCAGUAUGCCUUUAUUGCCAUUUCGCAAACACAAAUGUAUUUACUUAAGUGUAAAUGAAACCUUCUUUGAAUGUUCCAUUAAUGAACUGAAGCUAAUCUAAUAAAAUUUGUUUCACUGGAUAGCAUAAAGCACUUACAGUGUUUGCAGAUUGCACUUCCGCACAUGUAAUGCUCAUCACGCGUCACAAAGAUGGAUUAUGUGCAUUAAAUGCUGGCCACUUUCUGAGGAGAAAGUGCAUUAAAUGUACAAAGUGCUUGGCAAGUUUUCCCUCAUCCCCGUUAUGGUGCCUCAACAAAACCUGGAAUAUAGCAAAACACUCAUAUCUUUACGGCUCCCCUUUAAA